CAAAGGCUACAAUGUCCCGUUUGUCCUUUAGGAGGACGCAUGGAACAGAGGUGUACGCCCAUAUCAACUGUAGAGGUCCCCAUUUUACCGACUGCUGCAGCAGGCAGGCGGGCACACCUUACUGCAUCUCCUCUUUGGGUUUCCACGCAGUGGACAGAGAGGAUACAGCAGAAAAUACAGCAGGGACACACGGACAGAGAGGAUACAGCAGGGACACGCGGACAGAGAGGCUACGGCAGGACCGGACAUACGGGCAGGAGAAGCGGCUGCGCUUCUAUCAAUGAGCACGCUGCCGCUGUAUGCAAGAGACAAGCGGUAUUCUCACUGCUCACACUGCCGUUAAGACUGAAGUCCAGCAGAGACAAACACACACACACCCUAUCUCUCUCUCUCUCUCUCUCUCUCUCUCUCACACACACACUCUGUCCUGUUAGAUCUAUCGUGCUAGAUGCCGGAAUGCCUGCUGCUCCUCUCCUCACACUGUUCCUGGUUCUGCUGGGUGUUCUGACGACAUGCGCCCAGACGGAGAUGAAGAGGGUUGUUGGAGACAAUGCCACACUGCCCUGCCACCAUAAGUUCUGGGUGGGUGAUGACCCCACUCUUGACAUCGAGUGGCUGCUUCUCAAGCCAACAAACAGGCAGAGAGUGGUGAUCACCUACUUUGCUGGACGGGUUUUUGACCCCAAUGAAGCAGAGCGUAGCCGUGUAGCCUUUGCUGGAGAGUUCUUAAAAGGUGACGCCUCUCUGCUGAUCACUGACUUGUCUCUAACAGACUCAGGAGAGUACAGCUGCAAAGUCAAGACUGGUGCACAAUACCAUUGGAGCACCAUCAGCCUCAUAGUACUGGUAAAGCCAUCCAAGCCACGGUGCUGGAUGGAGGGCAAACUGUUGGAGGGCGGUGAUGUUAAGAUGAGCUGCAAGUCUGCUGAUGGCUCUGAUCCCAUCCACUACAAAUGGGAGAGGCUACUGGACAAGGGCAAGAAUGCUGGCAAGCUGCCUCCACUGGCCCUGAUAGAUUUGAAAAACCCAGAGAUUGUGACGUUAAGGAACUUGACCAAGGACAGCACCGGAGUCUACAAAUGCUCAGCCAGCAACGAUGUGGGAGAACAGAGCUGUACCGUGGAGGUCAAGAUACACUAUGUAAGGAGUAUGGGUGUGGUAGCAGGGGCCGUGGUUGGCGUGUCCUUCGGAGUCCUCCUUAUCAUCCUUAUCAUCUGGUUGGUGUUCCGCAAAAAGGAGAUGAAGAAAUAUGAAGAAGAAGAGACCCCAAAUGAAAUCAGGGAGGAUGCAGAGGCUCCCAAAGCCAAGCUGGUGAAGCCCAACUCCCUCUCGUCGUCCCGCUCUGGCAGCUCUCGCUCAGGCACCUCCUCCACUCAGUCCAUGGUGCACAACAUGGGGCUCCGAGGCCCACGAGUGUGUGUUCCUGCUGUGGCAGCCCUCAAGGAAAACUGUGAAGCCUCCCCCUUCCCUCAGUCUCCACCUGGCUACAAUCAGACCGUUCCCAAGACUCCUGAACCGCGCUCAGCACCAACCUCCACGUCUACCUCCAACUGCAAGCCCAGCCCUCCCCCUAAGCUGAGUCCUGGAAACCUGAACCGCAUGGGGGCCACACCUGUCAUGAUCCCUGCCCAAACCAAGGCCUUCCAGACUGUGUAGAAGAUGCAAAGACACAGAGGAAAAGACCAAGGCGGCCUCAGGACACGGCAACUAGCUGAACCCAGGAGUUAGACUCUGAUAAAGAUCCAGUUAUAUUAUCUAGAAAUAUUCUCACCAUUAGCUAUCUGAUGGAUACUUUCAGUCAUUCAACUCUCAGAUAAUCUGUGCUUUACACUACAAAUAUAGGAAGAAGCUUUUUCUGGUGUCGUUUAUUGACACACGUGCCAUAGACUGUGAUUUUGAAAGACAAGGAGGUGUUGAAACUGAAGCUGCAGUCGGUAUCUUAUGGAAGGAGAAGGUUUCCACGACCCAGGGAGUGAAUGGGAUGAGGUAAUGUAAUGAGAUGAAGUCCAAAGCCCGAACCAGACUGACAUUUGAUCAAUGGAUUACAUGACAUGGCAACGCCAUUCUUUUCGCAGAAGACAACAGACCGCUCACACAUACAGCUGCAGAGGUUAGAGUAGCUCUUAAAAGAAUGGAAUACAACACUUUACACCUGUUGCAAAUGAAAAUACCUUGCACCUACUGUAUGACUGAACUGCUGAACAUAGUUUCACUGCAGGUUGUUCCAGUACAUAAACAGGAUGAAUGGCUCUGAUUGUAUAAACAGACUUUAUGUGGACACUUCAUAUAUCCAUCCAUACAUGUGUCACACACUUUUAAUAUGGACAUAAAUCAUAAUGAGUCACUGCUUCCUCUGUGCUGACUGAAAAACCACAUAGAUGUGCACGAUUCCCUUCUUCAGUUUGAGUGUGGCUUCAUACAGGACACUUGAGUUGAUAAUAUUUAUAGCUGAUGUGUCGAGGUUCAUAGAGAAUUCAGAAAAGGUGUGAUUUUGUUAAUAGAAAUAGAAUUUGUUAAAGGGUGAAGGCCCUACUGAGAAAGUGCCACAUUGUGAUGGUUUACAUUUGAUUUUUAUUCCUUUAUCCUUUUAAACCUUUUUUUUUAACCCAAGAAUGAAAUGUUUGAAUGUGGUGCUAAUUAAGAUUUAUUAUAGACAGUGAUUUCUCGGCAAUAAGUUAGUAAGAACUCCCAUGUUAACUUGUUUGUUUUGAAUAGGAAUUAGUUUUAUAUGACUCAUUAAAUCGUUUAUACAGAGAUAAAAUGUCCUGCACUCUUAAUACAUUAGAACUUAAAUAAUGAUGUCUAAAGAGUGCCUUUGGCA
This is a messenger RNA of Sander lucioperca (pikeperch), 2821 nucleotides long. RefSeq names its product CXADR-like membrane protein. Gene Ontology annotation, cellular component: membrane; cytoplasmic microtubule; cell surface. The coding region runs from base 40 to 1656 and encodes 538 amino acids. The record is from RefSeq and is a predicted model, not a curated record. The transcript has 7 exons. NCBI's taxonomy places the organism in Eukaryota, Metazoa, Chordata, Actinopteri, Perciformes, Percidae.